This is a messenger RNA of Apiotrichum porosum, 1845 nucleotides long. RefSeq lists its product as uncharacterized. The transcript has 4 exons. Gene Ontology annotation, biological process: translational elongation. Gene Ontology annotation, molecular function: translation elongation factor activity; GTPase activity; GTP binding. The record is from RefSeq and is a predicted model, not a curated record. Lineage: Eukaryota; Fungi; Basidiomycota; Tremellomycetes; Trichosporonales; Trichosporonaceae. The coding region runs from base 1 to 1845 and encodes 614 amino acids.
AUGACAACCCUGCGCUCCUUCCAGGCCGAGAUUGAGAACUUCUCGCACGAGAAGCAGCGCCAGGCGAUUGCGCAGGCCCGCGAGGCCCACGCCGCCGCCGAACAAGCCAAACACCACGGCAAGAAGCACGAUAUCAAGCACGACACCAAGCACCCCGCUCAGCCCACGUCCCCUGUCAAGGCCAAGGUUUCUCUUGACGAACAACGCGAGCCCGAGGAGGAUGCCAUCCCGGUGCGCGUCGAGGACCUUCUGGUGAACGGCGAUGACGACAAGCUUCAGGCGCACCUUGCAUCCACGCUGCUGCGCGGCCACGGCGAAGUGAUGAUCACCCUCGGAACGCACCCAGACGACGCCGAGGGUGCUACCGGCGAGCCCGUCACUGUCGAGCAGCUCGACAAGGCCGUGACGCGCCUCCGCGCCACGUGCACCGACAUCAAGGCUGACGUGACCGAGCUGUACCGCGACGCGCCAAAAGACAAGCCCGACAGCCCCUUUGGAUGCUGGCUCGUGAGGUUACGGCCCGCUGGCGUCGAGGAAGUGAUGGAGGUGCGCGUGGCCGUUGUGGGCAAUGUGGACGCCGGCAAGUCCACCACCCUAGGCGUCUUGACGCGCGGUACCCUCGAUGACGGUCGUGGCAAGGCGCGUGUGGCCCUUUUCCGCCACCCUCACGAGAUUGAGUCUGGCCGCACGUCGUCUGUCGGCGGCGAGAUUCUCGGAUUCAGCACCACUGGCCAGCCCAUCUUCCCGUCCACGGAAGGCGAGGCGUCUGGAGCAAAACGAGAGAAGCUGAGCUGGGAAGCCAUUUGCAAACGCGCGUCCAAGGUCGUCUCGUUUAUCGACUUGGCCGGCCACGAGCGCUACUUCAAGACCACCCUCUACGGCCUGUCUGGCUGCGCUCCCGACUACGUCAUGCUCAUGGUCGGCGGAAAUGCUGGACUGAUAGGAAUGUCCAAGGAGCACCUCGGCGUGGCCCUCGCUCUCAACGUCCCCAUCGCCGUCUGCGUCACAAAGACCGACAUGACCCCUCCAAACAUCCUCGAGCAAACCGUCACCAUGCUCACCAAAGUCCUCAAGAGCCCCGGGUGCCGUCGCGUGCCCGUGUUCGUCGAGAACAAGCGCCAGGCUGUCGACUGCGCUCGCCUGCUCUCGCGUCCCCUCUCGAAUGGUUCCAAGAUCUGCCCCGUCUUCAUGGUCUCGAACGUGUCGGGCCAGAACAUUGACAACGUGCGCACGUUCCUCAACUGCCUUCCGUCAUCGCAAAAUGACGACAAGUACGUGGUCGACGCGCCUUUCGAGUUCCAGAUCAGCGACGUCUUUUCCGUCCCCUUCGUCGGCACUGUUGUCAGCGGAGUGGUGACGGCGGGAUCGGUCAAGUCCAACGACCAGGUCCUCCUCGGUCCCGACUCGCUUGGUCAUUUUCUCCCCACCAUGGUCAAGACUAUCGAGCGCAAACGCGCCAAGGUCGACAGUGCCGAGGCCGGUCAGAGCGUCGCUGUCGCGCUCAAGCGAAUACGCCGCCCGCAGGCUCGCAAGGGAAUGGUGCUGGUUGCCAAGACUGAGACGCCGCCCAAGGCCACCAUGAGGUUUGAGGGCAUGGUCAUGGUCCUCCACCACUCGAGCACCAUCCAGCCCAAGUACACCGCCAUGCUCCACUGCGGCGCCAUUCGCCAGUCGGUUCGUAUCGUCAGCCUCGACCACCCUUCCGGAUUGAUCCGUACGGGCGACCGCUCCAAGGUCGUGUUCGAGUUUAUCGCGCACGCAGAGUAUGUCAAGGAGGGCCAGCUCAUCCUGCUGCGUGAGGCCAAGACCAAGGUGCUGGGAGUCGUGACAAAGGUGCUCCCUUGA